Molecule: messenger RNA, 9375 nt
Organism: Cercocebus atys (sooty mangabey)
Lineage: Eukaryota; Metazoa; Chordata; Mammalia; Primates; Cercopithecidae
Gene: PLPP4
Product: phosphatidic acid phosphatase type 2 domain containing 1A
Exons: 7
Coding region: 4437-5378 (313 amino acids)
Biological process (GO): phospholipid metabolic process
Molecular function (GO): phosphatidate phosphatase activity
Source: RefSeq, a predicted model, not a curated record
UCUUGAACUCUUUGCCUCAUGUGAUCCACCCGCCUUGGCCUCCCAAAAGCUCUUCUAUUCUUAAUGAAGGCUUUGCAGAGAAGGGGAAAGGCCUUCACAGUGAGAACAACAUGCCUGACCCUCAUCCCCAAAGGACUUCUGCAUCCUUGGAUCUGUCAGAGCCUUCUGGGCUUUAUUUCUGUAUUUAUUGGAAAUAAAAGUAAACUAAAUGGUUUUACCCACCUUCUAGUGGUCAAAGAGUUGUUGCAAUUUCUUUAACUUUUUCUUAAAAAACUCAAGGACGUCCGUAAUUACGCUGGCCAGGAAUAUACUGACACUUGUGAGCUACUAAGGCUGGCUGGGCUAUAGUCCUCUGCACUGAAUGGCUUCAGGUUUCGGUGCCUUUGAGUUUUCAUUUUGUUUUCUACAUUUUUUUUCUCCCCCCAUGACACAGGUGGUGCUUGAGAUGAUUUUAAUGGCUUUGUGAGGUGGGUUUAGAUUUAGAUUGUACUGGGUUGGUGCAUAGGCAAUUGGGGUUUUUGCUAUGCUUUAAAAAAAAAAAGGCAACAACUGCAAUUACUUUUGCACCAAUGUAAUACAUGGAUGUGACCCACCUUCUACCACAGUCAUGGAGAAGAUUAUCUGGGGGUCAUGUUAAAUGCAGACUCUGAUCUACUGGGUCUGGGGUGGGGCUGGAGAUUCUACAUUUUUAACAAGAUCCCACAAGAUGCUGCUGCCCUGGACCCUUGUGACUCAAGGUUUGAUCUACAAAUCGGCAGCAUGGCACCCCCAGGAGCUUGCUGGAAAUGCUAGCUCUAAGGUCUUUUCUGAACCUGCUGUCUCUGUAUCUGCAGUCACAAGCCUCCCAGUGAUCCCUGGACACAUUAAAGUUUGGGAACCGCCAAUGUAACACACUGCUGGAGACCACGCCUUCACACCUUCCCUAGAAGCAGGGAUCCCAUUUCUUGGAUUCCAAACCACUUCCAAAGAGCUUGUGGAAGGAUGUUUCCAGGCCUGGGCAUGUUCUCUCUUGGGAACACCUUUAACCUCUCCAGGACUUUCCAUUCCACUAUGUGCCCUCCUCUGUCCCUGUUAAGAUCCUUAAGCUUUAUUAAGACCUUGGUCCUCUGCAUAUUAGCUCCACUGUCUGCGUUCUUUGAGACAGACGCCAGUGGCUGAAGCAUGGCUGGAGAAGGGACAUCGAUCUUUCUUAGUACUGCUGCUCCCAGAGGAUAUAAUUUGCUUGAUAGAUGGGUUCUGGCUGCAGCUACUCAGGGUGGAGUGAGGGAUUGUGCAAAAUGCUGGGUGCACCAGGCUUUAGAAAAAUUGCCAGGAGGAUAAUAAAACCUGAAAGACAAACAAGACGAGGAGGGAAGGUGCUCUGUGGUGUACCUGGUCCCAUUGCCCUGUGGCCGGCUGUGUGAGAAGAAAUAGGAGUCAAGGUUCUGGGGUCUUACAGAGUGGGAGUGUGUGGCCAUCACAAUGUCAGUAGCACCCUGUGGGUGGCAGAGUAUAUUUCAGAGGUGGCUGCAGCCAUAUCCCUCAUUCAUCUGCUUUUCUAUAGUAAGAACUUGCCACACCCCAGUCAAUGGGUGGAGUCAUUUCCCCUCCCUGGAAUCCAGACUGACCUUAGGAUUCACUUCUGACUGGAGAUGACACUACACAACUUCUGAGACUAGGUUGGAAAAAGCCAUUGAGCUUCUGCCUUGUUCUCCUGGGAUACCUGCUGUGGGGGAAGCCAGUAGCUAUGAAUAAUUCUGACCACCCUGAGACCACAGUGCUGGAGAGGAAGGGUUUUUCUAGGGGUGGAGGGGUGGGGUUCGAGAUCUUUUAUUUUCAGAGCUUGCAACAGUUGGUUAGCAAUGCUAGCUAAGUUGGUAUGAUCCGAAGGCCAAUCACCUUUCUCUUUAGGCAGUCAACCAACAGAAUCUCUUUCUUACAAACAAGAUCAUUGACCAGUUGGGAUCUGUCUCAACUUAUGUGUGGGAAGAGGUUCUCUCCCCCUACUUCUCCCAACAAGAUUGUUUUAUAGCCAAAUGAAACUCAAAUCCAUAACACAGCAACUAGUCAUCUCCAGUGUCACUGAUUCCCCCCACCCCCAGAAUAGGAAGUUGAGGUAAGAGGGGAGAGACUGUGUCCUGUUAUACGAAAAACAACAGCAGGGGUUCCAGCUAACAGCCUGGUCAGUGGACAGCCGUUGACUGUGCCCACAUGAGAGAUGCUAAGUGGGAACUACCUAGAGGAUGAGCCCCUCUCAAUUUCCUGAUCCACAAAUUCAUGAGCAAAAUAAAAUGUUUUGAAGUAAUUUGUUAUGUAGCUACAGAAACUGGAGUAUUCUGAAGCUUUGGUUAUCAGAGAUACACUACACAUUCUUAAAGACAUCCUUCAAGCAAAAUUUAUUUCAUUUCACUUCAUUUCAUUAUGUCUUAAAAACACUUGGGAGCAGGGAGUAGGUUGUCACAAAAUCAAACAAAGCCCGAAAACCGUCUAAUAAAAACAUGCGGCUUUAGGCUAGAGUAAAAUGAUAAUAGUAAUACAAUUCUAGUUUUUGUUUCUCUUCUGUCAGGCCCUACAUAUAUAUUCCAUCGUUUAACUUUCAUUCCAACUCUGUAAGGUGUGUCUCUUUUAGAGAUGAAGAAACUGAGGCUCAGAAAAUGUUAAAUGACUCACCAUGUGCCAGAGUUGGGGUUUGAACGCUGGUGGACCUGACUCUAGAGCCUGUCCUGCAGUGGGUGGAAGAGUUGUUAAUGAGAAGAGUUAAAUUACAGGAUGUCCUGUCCUUGGAUCCUAGGCUCUGGGACCCUUAGGUGUCACUUAGUUCAAUGCCGGGGACUCCUGGCCCAUCAUAGUGUUUUAAAAUCCACAUUACCAGACUCUGUUCACAUGGAGUCUUAGGUCUGUGGUAGGGUGUUUUCUAGAAGGUUCUGACCCUUCUCAAAUUGAAGUCUCGGAUUUAGUUCAGCCUCCCCCAUUGCAGAGGCCCUGGGAGAGGAAGCAGCUUGCUCCACAGCACGGAGCAGCUCAGCUGGCGAGCUGGGGCAGAGAGCAGGUUUCUGAUGCCCAGAGAGGGUGCUCCUCCAGGCAGCUCUAAAGGAGGUUUGGAAGACUGAUAGCAGAAGUGACUUGCACCCUAGUGAGGGGAUGCAGUAGGGAUUCUGUAAUAGAAGUGCUCCAGGUUCAGGGUUGGUGAAGGGUUGACUGGGUUCUGUGAUGAUGGCACUGCAGGAGUCCAUUCAGUCAUCUAGCAAAUAGCUACCAAGAGAUGCCUGGGUGCCAGGCAGAGGCGUUGGGGGCCCAGUGCUGAGCAGAACGGUCAUGGGUACCACUGCUUUUCGAAAUUACAUAAAUAUACAGGCUUUUAGGACUUAAAACGUCACAGAGGAGGCAGGAAGAGAAGGGGAAAGAGAAGGAGGGAGGGAGAGACAGGGAGAGAGACACAGAAGAUGGGUGGAUUUUAGGUUUCUUAGAUACGCAAUAGAAUUGAGAGUCAGGCUGAUCAAAGUGAGAAUAGUUUCAGUGUCACCUGUUCAAAGUCCCAAAUAGAUGUUAACUUCUGUGGUCUCUGAGUGCCUACAGUGUCCCAGCCGUGCUACUGGGCUCUGAGGUGACAGCCCUGGAGUGGCUCCUGCCCUCAUACCCUCACAGGGGAGCUGAAGCUGCAAACAGAACAUACUCGUACAACGUCCCAAAUCUGGGAUAGAAACCGGGGCUGUGGGACUCCUGAUUCUGUCUGGAGACUGGGAUGGCUUUAGGUGACCAACUGUCCUGGUUUGCUCAAGACUGAGGGGUUUCCUGGGAUAUAGGACUUUCAGUGCUAAAACUGGAAAAGUUAUGGACAAACCAAGACUGCUGGCCACCCUAGAGGGUUUCCUAGAGGAGGAGAAAGCUGAGCUUCUCCUCCUCUCCUGCUCCCCUGCACUCUUCAUCUUGGAUCAUGGGAAUCCUUUUCCCAGAAACCCAAACCAGAAGCCUAGGAAUCAGCUUCAGCCACUCCUGCCCACAGGUUCUCCAUGCCAUCCAUUUCCUCUCCAGUCUGCUAGUCUGUCUUGCAGGGACAGCUGCCACAACCUCAGCACCUCCCACCUUGCCUUCUAUUCUCUCUUCCGAGUCCCAUCCUCACCAUGGCCAGGGCCACCAUUUUGAAUUGGAAUUCCCAUUCCAUGCUCCUUUACCAAACCUCUCCUUGGCUCAAAAUCAAAGUCCUCUAGCCUGGCACUCAAAGCCCCACAUGACCUGGCUUCUUUUGCCCUCUCCAACUGCAUCUGAAGUGGUGCUGAACUUAGUUCCUCAGUAAAGAUUGGCUGGAGAGCUGGGAGGUGGCCUGAUGGCUGAGAUCUGAAAAAGCAAACCCCUGCAUUUCUGUCCCUUUCUUAGUUUUUCUCUUGGCAGUGACUGCUUUUCAUUGCCCAACCAAUGAAGACAGCACACAGGCAGCUGUGCCAGUUACUCCCUGGCUUAUGUUCCACCUCAAGCCUAUUUUGUUUUCAAGAGACCACACUGCUGCCCUGGCCUUGCCCCAUUCUGACUUCAGUUUCCAGUUUACUUUGGAACCCCAAGUCCUUAGAGUCUUUGUACACACAAAGCUACUCCCUUAUGCCUGGAAUUUGUCCUUGCUGGCAGGUGGUGAUGGAAGAGUCUGUAAAGUCUCAGUGAUUCUUUCAGUCCUUCUCAAGCCUUUGAACCAUUUUACAGAGUUUUUGGAUCCAUUCCAGAGAGUCAUCCAACCGGAAGAGAUCUGGCUCUAUAAAAAUCCUUUGGUGCAAUCAGAUAACAUACCUACCCGCCUCAUGUUUGCAAUUUCUUUCCUCACACCCCUGGCUGUUAUUUGUGUGGUGAAAAUUAUCCGGCGAACAGACAAGACUGAAAUUAAGGAAGCCUUCUUAGCGGUGUCCUUGGCUCUUGCUUUGAAUGGAGUCUGCACAAACACUAUUAAAUUAAUAGUGGGAAGACCUCGCCCCGAUUUCUUUUACCGCUGCUUUCCAGAUGGAGUGAUGAACUCGGAAAUGCACUGCACAGGUGACCCCGAUCUGGUAUCCGAGGGCCGCAAAAGCUUCCCCAGCAUCCAUUCCUCCUUUGCCUUUUCAGGCCUUGGCUUCACGACGUUCUACUUGGCGGGAAAGCUGCACUGCUUCACCGAGAGUGGGCGGGGAAAGAGCUGGCGGCUCUGUGCUGCCAUCCUGCCCUUGUACUGCGCCAUGAUGAUUGCCCUGUCCCGCAUGUGUGACUACAAGCAUCACUGGCAAGAGAAACUGCAGCUCACAGUCUGUCUGAAAGAAAACCACCACCUGCCAGAGCACACAGAGAGCCGAGACGGAGGUGAUGUCCACAGGAGGUGUGGCCUCUGGGAAGCGUGGGGUCUAGGGCAGGGUUUCCCAAGGGGAAUCCUUGGAUCACCUUGAUCAGGCUGCCCUGAUCUAGAAAUUGGACUCUCUAGAGGUGCAUCUGGAGCAGUGGUCUAGAAUCGCCAUGGUUGUUAAGGUGCAUCUGGAGCAGUGGUCUAGAAUCGUCAUGGUUGUUAAGGUGCAUCUGGAGCAGUGGUCUAGAAUCGUCAUGGUUGUUAAGCAAGCCUAUCAUUGCUGAUGAAGUCUAAGAAGCACUGGGAAAGAGCUCCACCAUAUGUGUCAAUUUUAACCAAACAAAGCAAAGAAAACGUGCCUGAAUCCAGCUUCUUUGGGUGAAUGGGCUUCCAUGAUAGGUCUGUGACCCAAACCUCCUCUCCCUUUCUUGUUUUCCGACUGUUGCUGGGCAUUGUUCAUCUCCCCCCUCUCUCUGUCUUUGCAGCCAGCUGCCUUGCAAGACUUUUCCUUUUCUUUUUUCCUACCUUUUCCAGGUUUUUUUUUUGUAGUAGUAAUGAGGCAAUGGAUGGGGACAGAGUUGAGGGGAACUCCUAGCUGAGAGCCCCUCCUUCCUCAUCUUCUCUGGAGACCUUGUGCUCUUUUCAGCACUGCCCAGCUUCUCCUGUUCCUUUCUAGUCUCAUCCCUACCCCCAUAUCCUCCUGGAGCUCAUGCUCUGGGUGUCCUGUGACCCCAGCCUAGCUUUGAGCUGAAGGGUGAAGGGUAUAGGGAAAGAGAUGCUGACAUGGUUUGGACAGCACAGCAAGUAUCAAGUGCUACUAAGGUCUGAGGCCCUCCUGAUGGGGGAGGUCAGAAGAGGGUCACAGGUCUGAGCCUGCCCUUGUUCUGUUUUUAAUCAAUGACUCGGAUGAAAUGCUGGAUGAUAAGAAGCCACAUCAUGAGACGGAAGGAUGGAGAGAGUCACUGGGCCAACAAAAACAAAGGCACAGCCCCGCCUUGGAACUGGGAAUAUUUUCCCACAGAAUUGUUUUCCACAUAUGUGGUUAGGGCAUUUCCCCAUGAAGAAUAUUAUGGGCCAAAUGGCCUUUUAUGGACUGCUUCUCAUUGAUCCCUUGUGAGCCAGUUUCUUCUUUGAGCGCAGGAACAAUUAAUCCCUAAAUAUUUCACAGAGCUUUUCGUAGAUUGAAAGAAAUAAUGGGUCCAAAUGUUCUUUGUAAAUGGAAAUUUACUACACACAUGCAAAGUGGUAUCAUUGUUGCUUAGUACAUUUUCGCUAAGGAAGGAUGCGUUGUGUUUCCCAAACAACUGACUUGGAGGCAGACAUUUUUUUUUGGAACAUGAUUUAUUUGUAAGCUACAAAUGCCAGGUUUUCACUUUUAUUCAAUCACUUUGGAUUCGGGAAUGAUUUGGGGGUUUCAGAAUUGAAUCAGUUUUUCCUUUAUCUUGGAGUCAGUAAGAGCCUUUGCAUAGUACUGACAACCUAAGAUGUGAGGCUGGCCUGUCUUCAGCACUCUCUGACUCUACCCUGUUUUGUUCCUCAUUUCCUAGCUGUGGUAGUGUAACGUGGCCAGAGUAAAGGAAUGUGGAAUCACAGCUCUUGUCUUUAGAGAGUGGUAAAUUUAUGCUGCAGCUGGUGUACCCAAGGCCUGUUGGCAACUGGGGCUUUGAAACCAACCAUACUAUCCAACAGGCACAGAAAGGAACUAUGAGCAGUCAAGUGAGAAUAUUCAUCCUCUGUGGGCUGUUGGGAAAGCAAAGCAAGAGAAUUUAUGUUCAGUGAUGGUUAAAACCAUAUUUGGGAAUCAAACCAAAACUGCAUCAUGGUAGACUUCUGCAGCCCAAACUGAACGUGCAUCUGUUGGUACAGGUUAUUGAUAUAGCCCAAGGACCAGUUCAGCUCUGUCAUUAUCAUUUCAACUUAUACCCUUGGAGUCAACCAGGAGAGGAACACAGCUUCGUUUGGAUACUCUAAAGGGCUCUGAGUCAGGCUCAUUUUACCUGAGUUCCCCCCUCAUGAGGCUGUCUGCCACUGUCCACACCAGUUGUUUUCAACUGGGUGAUGGAGAGGCUGACUGUACCUCUCAGGGGACAUUUAGCAAUGUCUGUAGACAUCUUUUUAGUUGUCACAACUUUGAGAGGUAGGUGCUACUGCCAUCCAGUGGGUGGAGGGUUAGAGACUAGGGAUUCUGCUAAAUGUCCUACAAUCGCAAGGCCCCCUGCCCACCAACAAGGAGUUAUCCAAACCCAAAUGUCAACACUGCCCAGUUUGAGAACCCCUGUUCUACAUUGUACCCCAGUUCCAUAGUUCUUUUCCCUGUUACAUGUUAAGAAGCAGCAAUGUUCUGAGAGUGGAAAGUUUUGUUCAUUCAACACUCAAUUAUUAAGGGAGAAAUCAAGGAGCCCUCAACGGUUUCCCGUUGGGAGGAGGGAGGCAGAGUGAGGUCUUCAACUGCAGUGUAGGUGGAUGUUUGAGGCAGGAUGCCUGAUUAAGAUAAAUAACUUGUUUUCCUUUGGUGAACUAAGCUGCCCAGUGACUGUGGGCGGGGGCCAUCCAUCAUGGCGAGAAUUCACAUGGAGGCCCAUUAGCAUCAGCAAAACUCAAGUCCCCCUCAUUAUAGACUUUAGUUAACAGCAUUCAUGUUGUGAGAUUUUAUGACUCCAUUUCAAUUUUGAUUUAAGCAACUGUGCCUAAUGUAGAAAUACAUCCAAUUACUCGAUUACACAUCAUAUCCAAUAAAUAGCCCAUAAUCUCCAAUGACUCUCUGUCUCUCCACUAUCAUGGUUAUUUUCUGUUAUUGACACCCCCUGGUCUUUUCUGCCUCCCCAGCCCACUCCAAAUAUACAAAUCUAUUGUUUUAUUAAGUGAGGAAAAUACAGAGGCACAGGCCAUGGCAUAGGGAAGGACACAUGAAACAUUUAACAGAACUUCCCCAGACACAAAACCAGCUGGAUCAAUACUAAAUCUCUAUGUGGCUGAUGUGCCCUGUGUCCUUGUGACAUUCUGGCUUGCAUGUCAACUGGAAGCUGGAGAGUUUCGCAGAUGACGCUAACUACAAAGCCCGGUACCCUCUCAAACAGGCUCCCCUUUGUGAUUGACAGUGUGUUUAACAGUGCUCAGACUUGUGGAAUCCCCCUGCUAGAGAAAAUAAAUGCAGACAAAGAGCAGAGCGUGUCAUUAAACUGACUUCUGCCUCUAUUCACGCCCUUGUGUGAUUACGAUUCCUCGUAAAUGGAGGGUUACAGCUACUAGUGGCAGGAAUGUGGUGUUUGCUCUAUCACUGGACUUAAUAAUGAGCUCCCCUGACCCCUCAAGUCCCUGCACCUGAAACCAGGCUCUGCCCAUGUGACUUUAGGUUUGGAGAUAACAUUUUAAACACUUGUUUCUCUAAUUAUAGGUCAUUUGAAGCAGCCCUGGGUCCCUGAGUGGUGUUUCAUUAUAAGAAAGAACACCCCCCUCUGGAUGUAAUCUAGGGAAACCGGUCUCAAAGAAUGAAACAGUCAUUUGUUCCCACCCAGACUAAGGUUGGAAAGUGUCUCGGUCAGAUACAGACACAGUUGUCUAACUGGGUUGAAGUUUUCAAGAUGGCCAUUAUUGCCUUCGCCUGCUUUCCCAGAUUGGGCUGUGAAGGGUCUGUGAUUUGAAAUGAACUAAAUGUAGUUACCAAACUUCAGGAGAUUACUGACCCUGCAAAUGCAGGUGUUUUGGUGGUUGGAUAUUGUGCUGGACUGUUUGUGCACAAAAUACUUCUGGCCUCAAGAAGCCCAGGCAGAAGCUAUUCCCUUUGGAGAAACCCUUGCUUCAAAGUCUGAUGACAUUCUAUAACUCACAGGACUCUCUCAAGUUCUCCUUCCUUUUGUUACUGAUAAACUCAGUAGCCCCAAAGGAUGGGAUCGUUCCCUGUUCAGUGUGACAGAGACAUUACAUGAAAUCAAAAGUAAGCAUCAAGCAGAGUAAAUUUUAUUCCAUGGCCAAAGAAUGGAGAAGUGGGGGCCGGGCGCGGUGGCUCACACCUGGAACCCCAGCACUUUGGGAGGCCGAGGCGGGUGGAUCACGAGGUCAGGAGGUUGAGACCAUCCUGGCUAAUACGGUGAAACCCCGUC